UUUCCUGUGUCACCAAAACAUGUUUUAAUGGAUAGGUUUCCAAUUACGCCAUCUUGUGUGUCAUAGGGGUGAAAGAACACAGGUGGUAGGUGAAGGUUGAAGUUUUUUUUCCAUCGUUAAUUUAUCCGUAUUGGUCUAAGGGUGGUGGUGACGUUAUUGGAAACCUAUCCAUUGGAGACUGAGUUACCUGUAGGUGUGAAUUUGAGUGUGACUGGUUGGUUGUUUCUAUGCUUGCCGUUACCAGUUCAGGGUGUACCCUGCCUCCUGCCCCGAGGAUCUUCCACAGGGUGAGGUUGUUCUCAGAAAAUGACAUCAUGGCUCACAUCACCAUCAACCAGUAUCUGCAGCAGGCUUCCGAAGCCAUCGACAACCAGAAGGGGUCACUUUGUGCUGAGCUGUUGUCUUUUAAACAUCCACAUGUGGCCAACCCUCGCCUCCAGCUGGCCAACCCAGAGGACAAAUGUCAGCAGGUUCUUGAGCCGCCAUACGACGAGAUGGUGGCUGCUCAUCUCAGGUGUACAUAUGCAGUUGCCAAUCACGACUUUGUAGAAGCCUACAAGUUCCAGACCAUUGUUGUCCAAUCCUUUUUGAGAGCGUUUCAGUCACACAAAGAGGAGAACUGGGCACUGCCUGUCAUGUUCACAGUCACUCUGGAUCUCAGGAUUUUUGCCAAUAAUGCAGCGCAACAAUUGCAACAAAAGGGCAAAGGUCAACUGAGUGAGAUGCUUGAAAAAGCAGCUGAGCAACUAAUGAGCUGCUUUCGAAUAUGUGCCAGUGACAAUCGAGCCGGGAUCGAGGACUCGAAGAAGUGGGGCAUGAUGUUUCUAAGCAACCAGCUCUUCAAGAUCUACUUUAAGAUCAACAAGCUGCAUUUGUGCAAGCCGCUCAUAAGGGCCAUUGACAGCUCCAACUUGAAGAACGACUACAGUCCGGCUCAGAAGGUCACUUACAAGUAUUACGUGGGCCGCAAGGCCAUGUUUGACAGUGACUUCAAACCCGCCGAGGAGUUUCUGUCCUUUUCCUUCCGACACUGCCAUCGUGACAGUCAGAAGAACAAGAGAAUGAUUCUUAUCUACCUGCUACCAGUCAAGAUGCUGCUGGGUCACAUGCCGACCCUUCAGCUCCUGGAGAAGUACGACCUCCUACAGUUUGCCCAAGUCACCAAGGCUGUCAGUGACGGGAACUUGCUGCUGCUGAACGAAGCUCUGUCCAAGCACGAGACCUUCUUCAUCCGCUGUGGCAUCUUCCUCAUCCUGGAGAAGCUCAAGAUCAUCACGUACAGGAAUCUCUUCAAGAAAGUGUACCUACUGCUGAAGACCCACCAGCUGCCUCUGGACACCUUCCUGGUGGCCCUGAAGAUGAUGAAGGUGGAGGAUGUCGACAUUGAUGAGGUGCAGUGCAUCCUGGCUAAUCUCAUCUACAUGGGUCACAUCAAAGGUUACAUCUCACACCAGCACCAGAAACUUGUGGUCAGCAAACAGAAUCCCUUCCCCCCGCUUUCUACAAUCUCCUAGGCCUCAGUGACCCCACAACUUGCUAAAAAUCACUUUUGUAUAACCAAAUUUAAAACAUAAAAUGAAAGCCUCUGCUUUGGAAUUUGGAAUGGUCUGUGACUCCUUCAUUCUUGAA
Messenger RNA from Syngnathoides biaculeatus (alligator pipefish), 1629 nucleotides. It is a transcript of the gene pcid2, whose product is annotated as PCI domain containing 2. The transcript has 15 exons. Gene Ontology annotation, biological process: poly(A)+ mRNA export from nucleus; transcription elongation by RNA polymerase II; post-transcriptional tethering of RNA polymerase II gene DNA at nuclear periphery. The coding region runs from base 228 to 1514 and encodes 428 amino acids. NCBI's taxonomy places the organism in Eukaryota, Metazoa, Chordata, Actinopteri, Syngnathiformes, Syngnathidae. The record is from RefSeq and is a predicted model, not a curated record. Gene Ontology annotation, molecular function: RNA binding; double-stranded DNA binding. Gene Ontology annotation, cellular component: transcription export complex 2.